Molecule: messenger RNA, 1385 nt
Organism: Fragaria vesca subsp. vesca
Lineage: Eukaryota; Viridiplantae; Streptophyta; Magnoliopsida; Rosales; Rosaceae
Product: transcription factor ASG4-like
Exons: 8
Coding region: 41-1012 (323 amino acids)
Molecular function (GO): DNA binding
Source: RefSeq, a predicted model, not a curated record
AAAAAAGCCCAAAAACCCGACUCCGUUUUCAAAUUUGUUCAUGGUAUCCAAAAACCCGAACCCGCCAGAGGGCCUUUACUUGGAUCCGGACGAAAUGGCCUUACCGGGACUCGGUCCAUUCGCCACGGCGGCGACCACCACCGCCGUGUCGACGACGACUUCGUCGGCGGAGGAUCUGAGCAAGAAGAUUCGGAAGCCGUACACUAUCACCAAGUCCAGAGAGAGCUGGACUGAGCCCGAGCACGAUAAGUUCCUCGAAGCGCUUCAGCUAUUUGACCGUGAUUGGAAGAAGAUUGAAGCGUUUAUCGGGUCGAAGACAGUUAUUCAGAUACGUAGUCAUGCGCAGAAGUAUUUCCUGAAGGUUCAGAAGAACGGGACAAGCGAGCAUCUACCUCCACCUAGGCCGAAAAGGAAAGCUUCUCACCCUUACCCUCAGAAAGCCUCAAAAAAUGCGCUGGCACUCCCACAAGUGUCUGGUUCAUGUCAAUCUUCAUCGGCGUUACUUGAAUCUGGGUUUAACCAAAGGCCAGAUUCAGCAUCGGUGCUUAUUAGUCCCAGGGCUGGUGGGGUAGUCCCUUCUUGGCCUAAUGGUUCUGUGCAAACAGCCAACCCAUCGCAUGAGAAUAAAGGGCCAACUAGGCCGAGUUGUCAUAGCGCAGAAAGUACUCCAAAAGCUCAACCAGCCAGUGAAACAACUGAUCAAGGGAAGCGUAGCCAAAAUCAUGGCCAACAUCCAUUGAGAGUUCUGCCUGACUUUUCUCAAGUAUACGGCUUCAUUGGCAGUGUUUUUGACCCGAAUAUUUCAGGGCACCUGCAGACACUGAAGAAGAUGGACCCUAUAGAUGUUGAAACGGUGUUAUUGCUGAUGAGAAAUCUAUCCAUGAAUUUGACAAGUCCUGAUUUUGAAGAUCAUAGAAAGUUGCUGUCAUCCUACAAGAUUGAUGGUGAUUCAACAGACCACCUUGAUGUGAGUAAAAGCCUUCAUACUGACGAACACAAGAGUGUUGCCUAAGUGGGCAGUUGUGAAGUUAGAAGCUUCUUUCUCUACAGUCAGUGGUGCUGACAUUAUAGAUUGAAUCUUGCAUGAGGGGUGUGGACUUCUAGCAGAUGAAUCACCAAGAAUAGGGCAGAUUAUCAGAAAGCUUUAGGUUCCAUGUAGCUGUUGACAUUAUCUAGCACACUACUAUAUAUAUAUAUAUAUAUAUAGCUGUAGUAAGCUGAUUGACUACAGGAAGUGUUCAUAAUUUGUUGUAUUAUAGUGUGUUCAAGGAAAAGCAAUACGUUUUGCAGGAGUGUAGAGUACAAGUUUUAGGUUCAUGUGGUUCUGUAAAGCCGUAAGUUUCUGUAUAUUCAUUCGGUUUUUAUCACAUCAAGUGUGUUUUACG